CUAAUCUCUCUCUCUCUGGGAUCUGCCAUCUCUUUGUUUCUCAGCACCCUUCGCUUCCUUCUCAAAUCUUUCGUCUCUUUCAGAUUUGCCUUUGGUGACCCAGAGGAAGACCUUUUUGGUUGGGUCUUGGAUUCCGGAUUAUCAUCCUGUCUGCAUAAGAUGUACUUCUGGUCAUCGUCAUACCAUAAUGCAGGUAUUGAGGUGGUUUUCUUGUAUAAAUGGACUGCAAGAAGUUCAUGCAAUUGGUGGAGGAGAAAAAGAAGAGAGCUUUGGAGAAGAAAGAAGCCCCUUUAAAAUGGGAGCAGAAGCUAGAAGCUGCUUCAAAGGCUAAGGCUGAUGCUGAGGCUAAAGAGAGGAAAUCAAAGACUGCUAAGCACAAAAGAAGAUCCAUGUCAGAGUCAGAGAGCAGGAGUGAGACUGAUAGCAGUGAAGGCAGGAGAAAGAGAAGGAAAAGAUCCCAUAAAAGGCACAGGAAGCAUCACCACUCUGAUUCAGAUGACAAUGAGAAGAAAAGGGAGAAGAAAUCCAAGAGAAAGCCAAAGAGACAAUCAUCUGAUUCAUCUGAUGAUAGCAUUGAUGAAUACGAGAGUAAUUCUCAAGAAGAGAGGAGGAAGAAGCAGAACCACAGACGCAAGCAUCGUGACUCAAGGUUAGUUUCUGCUUCUGAUUCUUCAAGUGAUGAGGAGGAUGGAGUCAAAAGAAGUCAUGUGAAGCGCCACAAGCACCAUAGGAGCACAGAAUCAAGUGCUUCUGAUUCUUCAAGCGAUGAGAAUGACAGUAGAACGCAGAAGAGGAGUCAUGCAAGGCGCCACAAACAUCACCACCGGUCAGAGUCUAGUGGUUCUGAGUCUUCAAGUGAUGAAGAUGGUGGUGCUUCCAGAAGGAAAAGCCAUAGGAAGCACCAUAAGAGUCAUUGGCGAUCACAUGGCAUAGGCUCUAGUUCCUCAGAUUCUGACCAUCACAGACAUGAUCAAAGGGACCAUUCUUCAGGAAAGUCAUCUGAUGACAAUCAUGAAGAAGCAGAUAGGGGAGGAGCACUAAGGCACCGAAGUGGUCAUCCACACCAUCAUUGCCACAAAGCUCACCAUCUCCAUAACAGUGAGCGGUAUCAGAUGGAAGAAGAAAAUCAUUUGCUUGAGAAUUCAGCUGAACCCAAUGGAAAGCAUCAUGAAGAUCACCCGCAGAAGAACAUGAUAGAGAACAACAAUGGUGCCUGUGAUGGACAGAAUCCUUAGACUCUCUCUAUAUGAUUGUUGGCUUGACCUACAUUCCUCUAAUUUAUCUCGGUUGAUUUGUUGGGAUACUUCAAAUCUUUUUUGGUAACAGUUUCUUGUGACCAUCCUGAAAUUUGUGGGAGACUGAAAGUUUCUCCUCACCUGUAUGGAGACUAAUGAUUACAAUAGUUCAAUUCAAAAUUGUU
Rubroshorea leprosula is the source of this 1420-nucleotide messenger RNA. Lineage: Eukaryota; Viridiplantae; Streptophyta; Magnoliopsida; Malvales; Dipterocarpaceae. The record is from the annotation of a GenBank genome assembly.